AAGCAAGGUAUCCAGACUACAGCGUCCUGAGAAACCAUGGCCUCCAGUCUUCCCUUGCUCAUUCUGGUUCUGUGCAGCCUGAAUGUGGCUCAGUCGCAGCUAAAGCUGUUCGACCUGCGGGCCAGUGAUCUUCCCUCCGGCUUGUUGGGAACCACAGACGGCUACGUCAAGGUGUUCAGUGGCUCAGCCGAUCUGGGAAAGACAUCCGUCCGUAACGACAACCCCAACCCCUGGUGGGAGGAGGAGUUCAGCCACUUCAAGGCCCAGCAGAACGACAUACUAAGGCUCGAGGUUCACGACAGCGACUACCUCUUCGAUGACCUCCUGGGAGUCUGCCAGCGCCAGCUCAAGACGGGAACCCAUCAGCACGACUGCUUCCUGAAGAAAGGUGGAACCCUCCACUAUACCUACACCCUUGGCUGAGAGCAUGUGGAGAUAUUUCUGACCUUAAAGCUUUCCAUGCAACCUCAAAUUUCUAAAAUGUUCAUCCCAGUAGACUAAUAUCGGAUUAGAAAUGCACUAAUGUAAUCAAUAAACAAUGUUCUGGUGACUUUGUUCCAUUAUAUCAUUGGCUAUUUUACCGUUUCCAAGCUUGUCAAUAAACUGUGUUGCAACAACAGAACAUUGUAUUCUCAGUCUUUCAGCAGAACAUUAUUGGAGUGAAAUACAUAAUCAGCUUGCCUAUUUUUACUUGACAAGAGUUUUUUUACCUCCCAAAACUAAAAGAUAAGAAUCAUUCAUGAGAAUAGGGCUAAUGUACCAGAGAAUUUCAACUUUGAUACGCUGCAAAUGAUUUGGUCCUUACCAAGAUAAAAAAAACAACAACUUACAUUUAGAAGUGUUAGAUAAUGUAUCUUGUUUAAAGAGUUAAUUUCUUAUUUUAAGUGUUCAACUUUAUGCUAGAAUCUUAUUUCUAGAUUUUACAAUCUUAGUUCAAGAAAUCUGGACAGAAAAUUUCACUUUUGAGUACAAUUUCCCUCAGAUUUAGUGUUGUUAACUUGUUUUUAGACCCCCCUUUUUUUGCAGUGUAGUCUCAACCAAUGGGAAAGCAGUGUGUGUGGUUGCCCACAUUCAGCAUGGGCACGCCUCAGCAGUCGCCUGCAUUUGCGCAUGUGUGACAGCUCGCUUAGAAAGAUAUAAGACAUGUAUUUAACAGAUUUGCA
Centropristis striata (black sea bass) is the source of this 1163-nucleotide messenger RNA. Its product is annotated as perforin-1-like. Lineage: Eukaryota; Metazoa; Chordata; Actinopteri; Perciformes; Serranidae. Bases 37 to 423 code for a protein of 128 amino acids. The transcript is spliced from 2 exons. The record is from RefSeq and is a predicted model, not a curated record.